Molecule: messenger RNA, 2974 nt
Organism: Patiria miniata (bat star)
Lineage: Eukaryota; Metazoa; Echinodermata; Asteroidea; Valvatida; Asterinidae
Gene: abce1
Product: ATP-binding cassette sub-family E member 1-like
Exons: 16
Coding region: 126-1928 (600 amino acids)
Biological process (GO): translational initiation; translational termination; ribosomal subunit export from nucleus
Molecular function (GO): iron ion binding; ATP hydrolysis activity; ATP binding
Source: RefSeq, a predicted model, not a curated record
AUUGUCGAUAGAGGGCGCUAUUUCACCUCACCGUACAUGUGGAAUUUCUCCCAUAUCCCGCCAUUGCAACUUCGUGAGAUCUUUUCUAACAUACGGCGGGUUGAGUUGUGAAACACUCUUUCAUAAUGGCUGACAAGCUGACACGUAUUGCGGUUGUCAGCAAUGACAAAUGUAAACCUAAAAGAUGUCGUCAAGAGUGUAAGAAAUCCUGCCCUGUUGUCAGAAUGGGUAAGCUGUGCAUAGAGGUCACACCAGCAGAUAAAAGAGCCUUCAUCUCUGAAACCCUCUGCAUUGGCUGUGGUAUCUGCGUCAAGAAAUGUCCUUUUGAGGCCAUCACCAUUAUCAACCUACCGAGUAAUUUAGAGAAGGACACCACGCAUCGUUACAGUGCAAACUCCUUCAAGCUUCACAGGUUACCCAUACCCAGGCCAGGUGAGGUGUUAGGUCUGGUGGGCACCAACGGUAUCGGCAAAUCAACGGCACUCAAAAUCCUGGCAGGAAAACUCAAACCCAACCUCGGCAAAUUUGAUAGUGUCCCUGACUGGCAGACCAUCCUGAUUUACUUCCGUGGCUCAGAGCUUCAGAAUUACUUCACCAAGGUCUUAGAAGACAACUUGAAAGCCAUCAUCAAGCCACAGUAUGUGGAUCAGAUCCCUAGAGCAGUCAAGGGAACUGUGCAAUCACUCCUUGACAAGAAAGAUGAGACCAAGACACAAGUACAUAUCUGUGAACAGCUCGAUUUGAUGAAAGUUCGUGAUCGUAAUGUGGAGGAUUUGUCUGGUGGUGAGCUGCAGCGAUUUGCCUGUGCUGUAGUAUGCAUACAGAAAGCUGACAUUUACAUGUUUGACGAACCCUCGAGUUACCUUGAUGUCAAGCAACGUAUCAAAGCUGCCUCUACUAUACGAUCCUUGCUCCAACUCGACAAGUACAUCAUUGUUGUUGAGCACGAUCUUAGUGUUCUAGACUACCUGUCUGAUUUCAUCUGUUGCCUGUAUGGAUUGCCUGGUGUCUAUGGAGUGGUCACUAUGCCCUUUGGUGUAAGAGAAGGUAUCAACAUUUUUCUGGAUGGUUAUGUGCCGACGGAAAAUCUUCGUUUCAGAGAAACCUCCCUGGUCUUCAAGGUUUCGGAGACGGCGGAUGAGGAAGAGAUUAAGAGGAUGCGUCGCUAUAAAUACCCUAAGAUGUCCAAGACAUUAGGUGGUUUUCAUCUAGACAUUGAACCAGGAGAGUUUACUGAUUCAGAAAUCUUGGUCAUGCUUGGAGAGAACGGUACUGGCAAGACGACAUUCAUCCGCAUGCUGGCUGGCAAGCUCAGACCCGAUGAGGGUUCUGACGAUGUUCCUCAGUUGAACAUCAGUUACAAACCACAGAAGAUCAGUCCUAAGUCAAUGGGUACAGUGCGACAACUUCUCCAUGAGAAGAUCCGAGAUGCCUACGUCCAUCCUCAGUUCAUCGCUGACGUCAUGAAACCUCUGCUGAUUGAGAGUGUCUUCGACCAAGAGGUUCAGAAUCUAUCUGGUGGUGAGUUGCAGCGUGUUGCUUUGACACUUUGCCUUGGUAAACCAGCCGAUGUGUACCUCAUCGACGAGCCCUCUGCCUACUUAGACUCUGAACAACGUCUCGUGGCUGCAAAGGUCAUCAAGAGGUUCAUUCUGCAUGCUAAGAAGACCGGCUUCGUUGUUGAACACGAUUUCAUCAUGGCUACGUACCUCGCUGAUCGUGUCAUUGUCUUUGAAGGAACACCAUCCAUCACGACCAAGGCUAACUCGCCGCAGUCUCUUCUCAACGGCAUGAACCGUUUCCUGGCUUCGCUGGCGAUCACCUUCAGAAGAGAUCCCAAGAACUUCAGGCCCCGCAUCAACAAGAUGCAUUCAGUCAAGGAUACAGAUCAGAAGAGGUCUGGCCAGUACUUCUUCUUAGAAGACUAAAGUCCUCAGGUCGAAGGUCGCAGGGUUUCACAGGAAUCUCACUGGAAUCCACUCUGAGAUGUUGGAGUUUUGAGUUCCAGAAAUGUGUGGAUUUUGUGUGAAACUUGAAUUAAGUGGCACCCAGUUAUGUCAAGAAAAGAAGUUAUAAAGAGCAAGGUCACAAGUUAUAAGCUGGAUACAAAUAAAAAACACAUGAAUUCAUAAUUUAGGAGAAACUUCAAGGUUCCGACUGAGUUCAUAUUUCUUUCCCCAGAAGUCAUCAUCCAGAGUGUAUCAUGUUGAGUUUAAGACUGCUAUAUUGUGGCCAACUGGGUCAAACAUUUUUUUGACUGAAAAUUUAACUUUCAUGGAGUAUAUCUGGCUUUAUGUGUUUAUUGCGUCAUUGAUCCAUGAACGAGGACUCUCUCUUUGAUGCAACAACUUUUCAGAAUAGAAUGCACAAGUGGGCAUGCUUUUUUUUAAACUCUCAAUUGCAAAAAAAUAAAUGUAUUUAUCUGUUUCUUUAACUUAUACAAAGGAACAUUUUACGUUACCAGUCUUCAUAAAGCAAGGUUUUGAAAUUAAGUUACACUUGAUGUGAAAAACACUACUGUGCUAUUAUUAUUACAUUCUGUAAGAGUUGAAUAAAAUGUACUGUCCAACAUUGUCUAGAUAUCAGGAAAAUGUCCCAAAACACGCUUCUGAAAAAUACCUUGCUAUGGAGUCUUUUUGUGGGUAGAAUUAUUUCAAUUUUUAGACUGCUGCAGUUUUUUUGUUUCACUAGAUAUUCCGAUCAAAUUAUAUUUACAUUCGUGGUGUAUCAAAAACCAGACCCUGAUUUUAAAUCGCAUUUGCCUUCCACAAACAAAAAAUGGGCUAUGCUUUCUUGCUGAAUUGUCGAACGAUAUCCCCAGCAGAUUACAUGUAUAGGCCUACACAUGUGUUUCAGAAAAACGGAUAACGUUUUCGUCGUAAAUCUUGUACACUUCCGCCAUUAAAAAAGUCUGGUUAUUUGUAAUAUAUGAAUCCUGGACCACCUGAAUAAAUACAGUCAGUAAUAAAAAAAG